UUUGCUUUCACAGCAUACAACAACAUAUAAAGGAAAUAUAAUCGGUAUCUCAAGCUUUCCUAAGAUAUGACUUUUUACUUGAAAUAUCGAAAUUUUUGCAGUUAGUCGACGAAUACCUUCGGUAUUAUUGUUUUGAAUUGUUAGAGCUUAUCAUGUGUCACGGGGAACCCCCUAAAUUCUUAGAUUAGAAAGAGAUUUCGUCAUCUUCAAUUGUCUUCUUCAGAUCUCUACGGCGGAAUGAUGCGUUUGUUCAUCAGUUUGUUGUGCGCUACAGUUCUGCAUACUUUUGUCCCAUACGAAAAGUGUGAUGCGAGCUCUUCUACAAGAAGUCAAGAAUGUUUUCCUGUACCCAAUACGACCUGCGCUUGGGAAGAUAGAGAUGGGAAUAUCUUUAAUCUAGCCCCAUUCAUAAGAGGCUUCGUCGCAAAUGGUACACCUCAUGGAAAAUACGAUCAAUACUAUUCGUACGCGUACAACCCAUGCAGAUGGAUCAGUUUAGCCGGUGAAUGUGAUCGGGAUAAAGAAACAGCAAUAUGUAGGUGGACUCCAAACAACGAUAAUCCUGACAAUUAUCAAUCAAUUGGAAAUAAAAUGCCAAAAUGUACCAAAGUGAGCAAUUUUAUUCAACUGACCUACAAAGCAGGGGGACGGUAUCUUCAGGGUCUAAAGUCCAUUGUCAAAGUGAAGUGCGAUCGGACCAAAGUAGACAUCAAGGAUGCAACCUUUAAAGUAAUCAAUGAAGAUUACUGGAAAUUUGAGCUGGAUCACUUGUGCGGUUGUGAGAAUGCUUGUGUUUCUGGGACUUCCCUUAGCCUAGCAGCGGAGGAACAUUCGCACAUUGUGGAAAUUGUGGCUCCAACCGCUGGGGUGAUUGUACUGGUGGUCCUUGCAGGGCUUUUUUUAUGGUGGAGAAAUAGGGGGAACAACCAAGAUGAUGAAGAGAGGCGACCAUUGCAACAGGACGGCCCAGGCCAGGACGUUGCCCAUAGAAUCCCCGAUGCACCCCCUGAAAACAUGGAAAGGAGGCCACCAUCCGUUGCUCUACCACGAAGCAAAAACAACAACCAUAGCUUAACUAUUUGAGUACCUAUUGUUAAGGGAAAGGGAACCUUCUAAUAGCAUGCAUUUUUUGAUAUUAUUAUUGGUAUUACCUGUCAAGUUGGUUUUGUUGGUAGCUUUUGUGUUUUAAGUAAUUUUUGUAUUCAUGACCAGCUUUGCGUCGGAAAAAAUAAAUAAUUAUGUAAAUUGGCUGGCUGCACAUUCAAUGAAGAUGACAGUAAAUCGUUAACACAAA
Pocillopora damicornis (cauliflower coral) is the source of this 1294-nucleotide messenger RNA. RefSeq lists its product as uncharacterized. Lineage: Eukaryota; Metazoa; Cnidaria; Anthozoa; Scleractinia; Pocilloporidae. The record is from RefSeq and is a predicted model, not a curated record.